Molecule: messenger RNA, 846 nt
Organism: Saccharomyces mikatae IFO 1815
Lineage: Eukaryota; Fungi; Ascomycota; Saccharomycetes; Saccharomycetales; Saccharomycetaceae
Gene: SIW14
Product: putative tyrosine protein phosphatase SIW14
Exons: 1
Coding region: 1-846 (281 amino acids)
Biological process (GO): protein dephosphorylation
Cellular component (GO): cytoplasm
Molecular function (GO): inositol diphosphate tetrakisphosphate diphosphatase activity; phosphatase activity
Source: RefSeq, a predicted model, not a curated record
AUGGGUUUAUACCAAGUAAAGAAUGAACAGGGAAGUGAUCCGAAAAGUAGCAGCAAGAUCGAUGAUCUCAUAGAAAACGAAGCAGAAAUUAUACGACUAAUCAAAGAAGAUGGCAAGUUACUGAUAGACAAUGGCGAUGGAAGAGAUAUCCAUAACAUAAUUCAAGAAGACAAGCUUUUAAGUGUAGAGUUUAACGAAGUGCUGAAACGAUUUCACGAUGGAGAAACUCCAGAGGCUCCUCACGAGGUGGUAGACGAAGAUAAAGAUGAUAAAUAUGACUCAAAAGAACACCACGAAAAGACCAUACAAGCAAUGAGCACAUUAAAUCACAUCAACAAUAAAGAAGUAAUUCCUCCUGAAAACUUCAGUCAUGUUGUGGGCGAAAUAUAUCGUAGCAGUUUCCCACGACUAGAGAACUUUUCUUUUUUGCAUGAAAGACUGAAGUUGAAAUCAAUAUUGGUACUAAUCCCCGAAGAAUAUCCGCAGGAAAAUCUAAGUUUUUUGAAGUUAGCGGGUAUAAAAUUAUAUCAAGUCGGGAUGAGCGGUAAUAAGGAGCCGUUUGUUAACAUACCGUCUGACCUACUAACGAAGGCGCUAGAAAUCGUUUUGAAUCCAGCAAACCAACCGAUACUGAUACAUUGCAAUAGAGGCAAACAUAGAACGGGGUGUCUGAUUGGAUGUAUAAGGAAACUACAGAAUUGGUCGCUAACAAUGAUUUUUGAUGAGUACAGGCGGUUUGCAUUCCCGAAGGCCAGGGCGCUCGAUCAGCAGUUCAUCGAAAUGUAUGAUGAUGACGAGAUUAAAAGAAUUGCCAGCGAAAACAAUUGGUUGCCUCUAAUAUGGUAG